Mesitornis unicolor (brown roatelo) is the source of this 903-nucleotide messenger RNA. RefSeq names its product amine sulfotransferase-like. The record is from RefSeq and is a predicted model, not a curated record. Gene Ontology annotation, biological process: sulfation. Gene Ontology annotation, molecular function: sulfotransferase activity. NCBI's taxonomy places the organism in Eukaryota, Metazoa, Chordata, Aves, Mesitornithiformes, Mesitornithidae. Gene Ontology annotation, cellular component: cytoplasm. The transcript has 6 exons. The coding region runs from base 28 to 903 and encodes 291 amino acids.
UUCACCAAUAAGGACAACAGAUUAACAAUGGAACCAUCAAAAGAGUUUGUAUUCAAUUACAAAGGGUUUUAUUUUGGUGUAAAUACUACACUUGAGUAUGUAUCUACCCUGGAGGAUUUUGAGAUCAAAGACAGUGACAUAUUUAUAGCUACUUACCCCAAAUCAGGAACUGUGUGGACUCAGAACAUUUUGAGUUUAAUAAUGAAUGAAGGCCACCGUAAUGGAACAGAAAAUGUGGAGAACAUGGACAGAAUCCCAUGGCUGGAAUACAAUGUAAAAGAUAUGGAUUAUACAAAAUUUCCUACACCUCGUACUUUUGCCACCCACUUGCCUUACUACUUAGUUCCAAGAGGCCUGAGGAACAAAAGAGGACGUAUUAUUUAUGUUUCCAGGAACCCUAAGGAUGUUAUGGUUUCUUAUUACCACUUCUCCAAAUACAUGACCACGCUAGAGGAAAUACCAGAUUUUAACCUUUUCAUGGAGAGAUUUUUAGCAGGCAAAGUACUUGCCAGUUCAUGGCUGGAUCACGUUUCAGGCUGGUACAGCCAUGCAGAGGAUUUCAAUAUACUCUUCCUUACCUAUGAAGAAAUGAAAAAGGAUCUCAGAAGUGCUGUGUUGAAGAUCUGCAACUUUAUAGGCAAGAAGCUGAGUGAAGAGGAAGUGGACAGUGUUGUGAGACAGGCUACCUUUGAGAACAUGAGAAAAGAUCCCAGGGCAAACUAUGAGAACCUGCCAGAUGAUAUUGUAGCGAAAGACAAGGGUUCUUUUCUACGAAAAGGUACUGUUGGAGACUGGAAAAACAUCAUGACAGUGGCACAAAAUGAAAGGUUUGACGAAGUUCUUAAAGACAAAAUUAAGACCUUGCCCAUCAAAUUCAUCUGGGAUAUUAAUGAUGAAAUGUAG